AUGGUUUUGUUGGGAACUGUCAUCAAGAGCAGUGAGGUGGAAGAUGAGAAAGACAAGCUAGAAUAUUCGAUCCCUUAUGAUUUAGAGGUGGAGAUACUGAGUAGAUUGCCGACAACAAAGUCUAUGAUGAAGGCCCGAUGCGUGUCAAAGAUAUGGUCUUCCAUCAUCCGAAGCCAGAGAUUUGUCGAUUCCUACUACACUUUGUCCUCGACGCGAUCGCGUUUUAUAGUCACUUUAUGUAACGGUGGUGUAUACGCCAAGCGUGACGUUGAGCGUUUGUUCAUUUUUUCCUCUUCCUUCGAGGAAGAGAAAUCUUCUUCUUUAGUUGCUACGCUAGACAUGACAAUACCUUCUGUGGUCUUGAAUUACAACUUCAAGUGUCCUUCCAUCCACGGCUUUCUCGGUUGUUGUAGUAGUAGAUUUCAGUUCAUUGUAUGUAACCCGACCACGAGGCAAGUCAUUACCUUACCCAUUAAAUGA
Molecule: messenger RNA, 480 nt
Organism: Camelina sativa (false flax)
Lineage: Eukaryota; Viridiplantae; Streptophyta; Magnoliopsida; Brassicales; Brassicaceae
Source: RefSeq, a predicted model, not a curated record